Messenger RNA from Grus americana (Whooping crane), 2445 nucleotides. It is a transcript of the gene CCDC126, whose product is annotated as coiled-coil domain containing 126. The record is from RefSeq and is a predicted model, not a curated record. Bases 407 to 826 code for a protein of 139 amino acids. NCBI's taxonomy places the organism in Eukaryota, Metazoa, Chordata, Aves, Gruiformes, Gruidae. The transcript has 5 exons.
GGGUACGGGAGGAGAGGGGGCGGGGUUUCAGGUGGUCCGUCGCGUCAUGAGGCGGGCGGAAGCGGAGCGAGCGGUGUCUGUCAGACGGGUGUGGGCCGGGAGCGGAGAGCUCCCUGAAGAUGUUUAGCUCAUAUUGCUUCAAACUGUCUGGACAUUUGCUGUUUAACUGCUGAAGCUUUCCUAUUAUUUGUUGUUCUCCUGAAGCCUUAAUCUAUUGAGGGAUCAGAAUUGGCUGCUAUGGAAUCAAGACCAACUAAAACAUGAGAAGAUGUAUUCAAGAUGAUCCAGCCAGAAGAUUUUUCACAUCAUAGAAAUCUUAUUUUUGUUUAAUAUGUAAUAUAAUUUGACAAAGCCAAGUUCAAUUAUUUAUCUUCAAAUUAAGACAUAUCUGUGGCCUUCAUCAGAAAUGUUUCUAACAUUUUCAAGAAAAAAUAUGUCCCAGAAACUGAGUAUGUUUUUACUAGUUUUUGGAAUCAUUUGGGGUUUGAUGUUGCUACGCUACACUUUUCAGUAUCCAAGACGCCAAAGCAGUGCCGAGUUGCGUGGACAGAUAUUAGAUCUAAGUAAAAGAUACGUCAAAGCACUGGCAGAAGAAAAUAAAAAUUUAAUGAAUGGUGGCGGUGGAGCUUCUAUGACAGGAUAUGCUGAUCUUAAGAGAACAAUUGCUGUUCUUCUGGAUGACAUCUUACAACGCCUUGUGAAAUUGGAAAACAAAGUUGAUUACAUCGUUGUGAAUGGCUCAGCAACAAAUACCACUAAUGGCACGAGCAAUCAGAUGUCAGUAACUUCAAAUAAACGUGUGAAACCAGCAAGCAACAUCAGAUAGCAAAUAGGGCUGCUUUGUGUUGCUACAUCUAUGAUAGGUUAUUUGAAGAUGUAUUGACUGCAGUGGUGACUUGCUCUCAUAUCUUUUCUGCCUUUAAGAGGGACCUGAUUGUGUUCAGAUCUCAGCGUGACAGAACAUGCGUGUUGUGUUAUACUGCAGUGCUGGCUGCUCUGCUGCAAUUUCUUAUACAUGUGCCAUAGCCACAGGACAAGUACCCAGACCAUAUGUCCUAUCACCUUAUUUAGAUACUGAAAUGAAACUGUUGUUUCAUCUCUCUCUCUCUGGGGGAUGGUUCGGCAAAACACUGUCUUGGUCCUUGUGACAUCUCUCUUCACCUUCUGCUUUGUUGCUGGUAGCUUGCCCAGUGCAAAACAAUCUGGAGAUUUCCUUGAAUUGCUGUACCUUUUUCGACAGGCACCUGUCAUUUUAUUGUAUGGAAAAAGCCUACCUUCUCGGGUCUCAUUUUGACAGUCUGAGGGCUUGUAGCUUCUGCUACCAUGCAGAGAACAAUUUAAAUAUCAAUUUCCUAAAACUCAGUUAAGAAAAACAUACUACAUCUUUUGCUCACAUAUUCAGUCGCUAUAUGACUGAUAUGUUUGUAUCAAGAGGAAGCAGUCAAUUUACACAGAUAGUGCAGGAUCAGAAAUAGCAGCCUGUGAUCUAUUCACUACAGCCUUCAAACACAUUGGAGGAGUUGUUUCAAUGUGGUGGUGGUGUUUGUGGCACACGGAGAGGAAUUAUGAACUGCAUGUUGCCAGUCUAAGAACCAUCUUUGGUUACGAGUGGUUCUCAAAGUUGGCCUCCUCUUGUCUUGAACUAUGAACAAAACAUAUUUUAUAAUGGAAGAGCUUUCAAAGAACAUCAGUGAGUUUGAGGUAAGAUUUAUGACAUCUAGAGGCAGCUUUCAUUUUCUAGAUGAAAUAAAUCUUUCAAGCUAUUCUAGAUAAAUGGCAACAGUUGGGUUUUUGUUGUUGUUGUUUCUUCUUUUUAAAAAUUUUUUUUUUUAGGAUCAACAGCUCUGGAUUCUCCCUAAAACACAAAGAUAGGGACUGUCUCUGCUCCAAAGAGUUUUACAGUUGAGUUCCUUGAUGCUGUAACUGAGUCAUGUUUUUCACACACUCUACAGAGAAUUCCUUCAUUCACUAAGAAUGAAACUUUCCCUGGGUAUAAACUUCCCCACUGAGGCAACUUAAGAGAUUCAGGACCUACAACAGCAAGUGAAGGGUUGACAGGUGGUGGUGGGAAAUCCAGGGGAGGUGGUUUCUUUUUUAAAUGUGUAUACAUUAUGGGACAAGUCAUAUAAUGUAUUAUGCUCAACAUCAAUAACUAAAUGUACAUUAUUGCAUCUUCCGCUGUUUAUAUUCUUUAGACCUGCCUCAAAGUAUUAAAUAUUUAGGCUGUUUGCUGAAAAGUAAAUAUUUGGAAUGGAUUUCUUUAGUCAUCUCAUUUUACUCAAACUUGACAUUAAAAACAUUUGUAAUAGGGGAAAAAACAUGAAGAAAUGGUCAUGCUUAUGCCAAAAUUGUGUUUUCAGACAUGUCUUUUCAAGUAAGCAUUAUACAAAGGCUGCAACUUCUCUCUGGUGUAUAAUUUUUGUAUAAUAAACAAACUGAACACUA